This is a messenger RNA of Coprinopsis cinerea okayama7#130, 1167 nucleotides long. Its product is annotated as alpha-1,2-mannosyltransferase. The record is from RefSeq and is a predicted model, not a curated record. Bases 1 to 1167 code for a protein of 388 amino acids. Gene Ontology annotation, biological process: cell wall mannoprotein biosynthetic process; protein N-linked glycosylation. Gene Ontology annotation, molecular function: alpha-1,2-mannosyltransferase activity. The transcript is spliced from 12 exons. NCBI's taxonomy places the organism in Eukaryota, Fungi, Basidiomycota, Agaricomycetes, Agaricales, Psathyrellaceae. Gene Ontology annotation, cellular component: membrane; Golgi apparatus.
AUGGCCCUCAAGAGCGUAACAUCCCUCUCCAGAGGAGCGAGGCCUGCGUUACUAUUAGUGACCCUGGCCCUGUUGUGGCUUUCUCUCCGCAACUUCGAUCCGGAGAGCUUUAGAGCACUCCUUGUUCCACAUCCCAAGCUCUACAGUACGCAGUGCGAAAACGUACAGGCUCCCAACCAGAACCACUUCGGCCCAGUGGAUACAGCUCCCGCUCGAAGGGCAAACGCGACCUUCGUCAUCCUUGCUCGCAACAGCGACCUGGCUGGUACAGUGAACAGCAUCAAAGAGAUCGAGGACCGCUUCAACCGUCGCUACCAAUACCCAUACGUUUUCCUCAACGACGAACCAUUCGAUGAGAAAUUCAAAAGUCGUAUUUCCAUCCUGACUGACGCGAAGGUCGAGUUCGGUGUCAUACCGCGUGAUCACUGGAACCAGCCGGAAUGGAUUGACGAAGGUGUCGCGAAGUCGUGGAGGGAGUGGAUGGUAGCUGGGGACAUAAUCUAUGGAGGCAGUGUCUCGUAUCGGAAUAUGUGUCGGUUCAAUUCCGGAUUCUUCUUCCGCCAUCCUCUCAUGGAGAAAUACCGAUGGUACUGGCGUAUCGAGCCGGAUGUCCAUUUCCACUGCGACAUCAACUUUGACCCAUUCGUCUUUAUGGAGGAGCACAAGAAAGUUUACGGCUUCACGAUCACGAUGUUCGAGUACGAGGCGACGAUCAUGUCGUUGUGGGACAACGUCCGAGAAUUUGCGAAUAUGUAUCCGGAGUACAUCGCCCCGGACAACUCACUCGAGUUCAUCUCUGACGACGGCGGCGAAACGUACAAUCUUUGCCACUUCUGGAGCAACUUUGAGAUAGCAGACUUGGAUUUCUGGAGGGCACCAGCUUACCAAGCCUUUUUCGAGUUCCUCGACUACAAGGGUGGUUUCUACUACGAGAGAUGGGGAGACGCACCAGUCCACAGCAUAGCAGCAGCACUAUUCGCAAAUCGUUCCCAACUCCAUUUCUUCGACGAAAUCGGUUACGAGCACCCUCCUUAUACGCAUUGUCCAAAGAGGGGAAACAACUGGGCUAAAGGUCGAUGCACUUGCGAUCCCGAGGAGAACUUCGACGAUUUUCCAGGAUCUUGCCUCAGCCGCUGGGAACGCUUCAUCAACGGGACGCUUUCGUAA